AAUAAUACAUCCAUAAACAUGAAUGGCAUGCGACGAGGGAAACGAAGAGGAGAGGCGAACAGGAGGAUACAUACAACCCCCACGAAACGAAAGAAGGCGAUCUCGGGUAGCGGUGACGGCGGUGUCGUGCCGCUGAUCGCUGCUAAAGUCUUUCAGUUUCUUUUGGACCGCCGCGAGCGCGGGCAGCGGAUGCGAUCGACGUGAUGCGCGUGUGAAAGUUCGCCGUGUGCACCUAUCCUCUACAGCGCGGAUACGGAGAUGAGAAGCAGAAGGAUGUGAGAGAGAGAGAGAGAGAGAGAGAGAAAGCCAAAAGAACGAACGGAAAGGUAUACGUAUAAUUAGGCGAUACGCGGCAAAACACGUAAAAACCGAUGAACGAGAUCAUUCACCGGGUACGGAGUCUCCCCUUCCACCUCGCAUUUAGAAUGAUUAUCGUGUACGCGCGCUCUUCUCGCGAGCUGCGAGCAGAGAGAGAGAGAGGGAGAGAGAGAGAGAAACACUCCAGAGAGAAGCAAAAGGGAAAACGCAACUUCCGUUCCCGAUGAUUAUAUUACUUUGUUAUUAGCGGCGCUACUGCGAGAAAUCUCUCUUUCUCUCUGCGUGGCACUAUUGUUAUUCCGUAAGCGUUACUCAAUCAACGAUAGCAUGUCAUCGCCACUUUCUUUCCUUAUGCUCCGAGUGUACUUCUGAUCCUGUGGUAUACACGUCGGUGUGUCGCAAUCGGCAUGUCGCUCCGAGUAACAGUUCUGAUCUGUCGCGCUUAAAUGCCGCUCGAAAACGAAAGUUAUACCGGCUCCAGUUGUUCACGCGCGGUUUCACGGCAGUUCCGCGCGGAACGCGAAUUUAUAUGUUCGAAUCGACGCGGGAGAACGCAAGGGGAUGAAACCGAAAUGAAAUCGCUCGGACGAGACGCUUCUUCUUCUUCUUUUUUUUUAAUCGUUCGGUCGUCACGGUCGCACAAAACUUUGACUGUUGUUCUCUAAAUUGGAAUCAAUGAAAUUUCACUGAUUUCGGUGCUACACACUUAUAGCUGUAUUAAUUAGCGAUGGUAGGGGACUAAGUUGGGGCGCGCGUGAAAGUGCGAGAGUGUGUGAAAGAGCGGGAUAUUUUAGAGUACGAAUUUAGAGAAAUAAACUGAAAGAGAAAUGUAAACGAAUAAAGAAUAAGUAGGAGAGCGUACGGAAGACAGGGAAGCGAAGGCAAAGAUAAUGCGAAUAACGAUCGGAGAUGUCGUUUGGGCGAAACUUUCGACAAUCGCGAAAGCGGUCAUAAGGAUCUUUCGGGGUUCCCGGUCGAGAGCCACGAGACCGAGGCGGCAACGGAACGGACGGCGUGGUCGGCGACGAUCUUUUUUUCCGUCGACGGCCCUGAAUGAGUGCGAGUGAAAGUCCGUGAGUCAAAUAUUUUUCGCGGUUUCAUACAUUGCGCGCUCCGGCCACGUUGUGCGUGUCUGCCCGCGUGCCUUUUGCUUCUGCGGCAUAAUAUCUUCCCUCGCAUGCAUAUAUGUAACAGCCGCCGUAGAAAGGCCGUGGAACUCUCCGUUGGAGAAAAUAUGCUAAGAUCUCGGCGCGCUAUUUCUCUCGCGUGAUGCUCGUCAGCGGUCGACGCGUGAGAGAUCAAUCGCGUUCGUUAUAACGUAGCUGCGAGCGGUGACUCGUGACUCGAGUUUAGAAAAGGGUGCACGGCGUUAACGCGUAAACAUUGGCGGACGAGCCGCGCUGAUGUGAAAGUGGCUGCUGACCGUUUGGUUGCUGAUGAUGAUGGAAUGCACGACGACCAAGCGUUGCAGCGUUGACCCACGUACCCUAGGAAGCCACGAGGUCCGUCGACGCCGAGAGAGCAGCUGAUCGAGCAUGCAGCGAUGGUUGCUGGCCCUGGACGAGCCUGCGUCCGAUCCGUGCGGUAGCGUCCGAAUGCCAUCGCCGAGUGCCGCCGUCGGGGGAUGCGUCCGUGUGCUGGCAUAGCGAGGCGAGCGACGGCGAUCCCGCGCGAUCCCGGAACCAGGAGUCGGAUCGAUCCCGAGGGCGCGGAGGCCGACAGACGCGUCUACGCAGCGUCAUCCACGAUCGAGCCCACGUACGAGAUCGAAUGGAUAAGAUCGGACUUGGCAGACGUCGAGAUCUCCAAGUUCGUGAGCGGCAUCGUAGGUGGCAAGUCGACAGCGUCGCGCAACAACCCACGAAGAUGUUACAGAACGUCGACCAGCUCCGGUUACUCGAGUCACUCGCCGCCGUUGUCAGCCGGUUCGUACUCCUAUUACGCAUCAGCGUCGACGAGGGAUCCGUCGUACGGUGGCCUAGCAGUGAUUCACGAGAGCGAGGCGAUACCGCGACCUAUUUGGCCUUCCGUCAUCUAUCAUUCCGCUGAAGAUCACAGUGGCGAUUACGAAGGUAUUUAUACGUGUUGCGUAUGCGGUUGCACGUAUAAUUAUUCAUCACUACCGCCACCGCCGACAACGACAUCGUCACCGUCAAAUGCGCGCGAGGUGCUGCUCAAGUUAUCCCGAACUCUCAAUUCUGUGAUAGACGGCGACGUCACGGCGGCACCGGAAGACGUUCUGCGCGAUAUCUCGCGCAUUGUUUCUCUGGAGAUCGGCGCAAGGAACGACAACGUCUACGAGUACGUUUGCCCCUCUUGGAUUUUCAACGAUAAGAAUCCAUCGGUAUGGCCGAGCUGCGUGAAAAACGUGCCAUCGAGAGUGAAUCCAAUCAAUUCGAAACUCUACGUCAGCCCCCGCUGUCUUUACGGGUACAAUCCGGCGCAAUCCGCGCCGUCGCUCAAGAACGACAGGACGACAAGACGCGAAGGCGACAGCGAAGAAAGAAGGAAGAACUCCAAUCUCAUAAGGAAGAAACCUCGCGAAACCGAGUCGAAGUACUCGACGCUGGAGUGCAGCGACGUCGGGUCGUCCACCGAAGACACGAUCGCUCCGUUGAACGCGAACGACUGGAACGGUCGCCUGGCUAUCCGAGGUUUGGGCGAGGAUUUUGAUUUCACGCUCGACGUGACGCAGGCCGAGCGUUUAGGCCGGACAAUCGCGAGAGCGAAACGGAAGCGGCAGUGGUGCAGAGCCCUGACCACUCUCUUCGGUCUAGUUUUCUUCGUGUUGAGCGUCGUCGUCGUCUCGUUAUCUGUAACGAGAGGUCGCAAGGUGUUUGGAAGCAUGUAAGAGUCAGAUGGCGAGAACUUAUCGCGAUAUACCACAUACCUAACGUCCGAGAGUACCUCCUCGUAAAACUGAAGGAACGCUCUUCUAAACGCUUCGGCAGCUCUUACCGCAAACAUUUUGCGAUACAGAUACUCUCGUUUCGUAAUAUAUCACUUUCAGUACCUUUUGCAACAUAUCGUGUAUACAUAUAUCUGUGUGUGUGCAUUUAAGUGUGGAAUUCGAGGAAGAUCCUGCAAUCACAAUAUAUGGCUGUGACCAUGUUGUUUGCAUGCGUGUUAUUAAAAUGCGUACGGCGCAUCACGAUCGUGUUAAAUACGAAUAAAUUAGACUUCUCGCAAAGGCAGGCGCGAAUAAUGUUACCAGUCGAUUGAUGUCGCGCGGCAAAAAAAAAAAACGGGUAUCUA
Molecule: messenger RNA, 3573 nt
Organism: Solenopsis invicta (red fire ant)
Lineage: Eukaryota; Metazoa; Arthropoda; Insecta; Hymenoptera; Formicidae
Exons: 8
Coding region: 1943-3169 (408 amino acids)
Source: RefSeq, a predicted model, not a curated record